Messenger RNA from Cherax quadricarinatus, 1179 nucleotides. RefSeq names its product superoxide dismutase 2 (gene Sod2). Lineage: Eukaryota; Metazoa; Arthropoda; Malacostraca; Decapoda; Parastacidae. The record is from RefSeq and is a predicted model, not a curated record. Gene Ontology annotation, biological process: superoxide metabolic process. Gene Ontology annotation, cellular component: mitochondrion. Gene Ontology annotation, molecular function: superoxide dismutase activity; metal ion binding.
UGGCAGGUAGUGAUGUAGGAGGAGGAAUAUUGGAACAAGUUGGUCACUCCUCCAUCGUCUGCUGCCUCUCCUGCUGCCUCUCCUGCUGCCUCUCCUGCUGCCUCUCCUGCUGCCUCACUCAGUCAUGAUCAUUCUACGCAAGCUUUCGCUCGCUCCGCGAUUGGUUGGUGCUAGAAUAAGAGGUUGCCAGAAGCAUACACUACCAGAUUUGCCCUAUGACUACAGCGCCCUAGAACCAGUCAUCAGUGCUGAAAUUAUGCAACUGCAUCACUCCAAACACCACCAAACCUAUAUCAACAAUCUUAAUGUAGCAGAGGAGAAAUUAGCAGAAGCUAAAGCCAAAAGUGACAUCAGUACAGUUAUAGCACUUGCUCCAGCACUGAAGUUUAAUGGUGGUGGCCACAUAAAUCACUCAAUCUUUUGGAAGAACUUGUCACCAGAUGGUGGAGAACCACAAGGGGAAUUACUGACUGCUAUCAACCGAGACUUUGGGAGUCUUGAUGGUUUGAAAAGUCAGCUUUCUGCAGCAACAGUAGCUAUACAAGGUUCAGGUUGGGGUUGGCUGGGCUAUAAUAAGCAGAAGAAAAUAUUACAAAUUGCCACUUGUCCUAAUCAGGAUCCACUGGAAGCAACUACAGGUCUUAUUCCCCUCUUUGGAAUUGAUGUGUGGGAGCAUGCCUACUACCUCCAGUAUAAAAACGUACGCCCAGAUUAUGUUAAUGCUAUAUGGAAAGUUGCAAAUUGGAAGGACAUUAUAACAAGGUUUAAUGCAGCUCAGUAAGUUGUUGCAGUUGUACUUUGUCUGUGAUGAAAGAAAUAUAAAUGAUUGUUUUUAAAGAUGGAAAUCCACAUAAUGCAUGUUUCCUUAUGCUCUUUUUGUAUCACUUGAAAUUAAAGUGAAAAUGUAUACAGUUCUAAAUUUUAUUAACAUCAUUUACAUGGAAAUAUUUAAACCUGACAUUAUAGUAAUGUCUAUGUUAUGUGACAUUUAGUAAUUGAUUCCAAAUGCUGUAAUAAGUACUGUAAUCAGCUUUUCGAUUUUCUGCUCAAGAGUUGCCUUAACAAGUACAUUUCAGUAUCUUUGGAAGUCAUAGGGCUGGAAAUGUAAAUAAUAUUCUUAUUGACUUAUGUGGACUAUAGCUUUGAUAUGUUAAUAAAGGAAUAUUUAGCAAGCAAUAA